AUGACUGAAGAAAAAGAUCCUGUGUUUGAGUUAGCAAUCAAUUGCGCUAAUCGUCACCUGUCGGCCAAGCAAUUUUUGUACUUUUACAAUGAAUUAUUCAAUGAAAAAUAUGGAGCAAUUGUGAAUAGCGGUGAAGAAACUGAAGAAAAUGAUAAGGAAAAGGACAUCUACCGGAAGCUUGCUGAUGUAUUUUUGAGCGCUUUGAACUGCGAAGGCAAUGUGCUUCUUGUAGAAUAUGUUGUCGAGGUACUAUUUGUUAAUUAUAACUCAAAACUUGUUAGUGCCGUGAUACCUCACAUUUACUCGGUUUCUAAUAAAUCUUCUAUGAUUCAUUUUUUCACCAAAUCAGGAGCGUUUUUCAGUCGAUUGACAGAUAAGCUCGUUAUGGAUCAAGUCAAUGAAGAUCUAGGAACUGUUAUCAUUCCCUCUGUCCUAAGUGCUCAUUUCAAUUCGAUCGAGCAGCAAUUGGUCGUGUCUAUUGCAAAAUUCCUUCGCAGCAUUCUACGAUUAUCUAAUCAACUAAUAAUCCUCUCUAGUACAGACACCAGAGACAAUACCUAUAUGUUGCUAUCGCGUCUAGGUCAAAUUAAUAAAUUACUCUACAAAAAGGUAGCCGACGAUUUUGAAUCUAAGUUGAACUAUGAAAAUUCUGAGCCAAACUUCCCAACAGAUUAUGCCCAUAAUACAGUUUCUCCUUCUAUUAUCUCUCCCAAAUUCAUGCAUAGUCCAUUAACAACAAGCAGUCGGGAUAUUGGAAAGAAUUCGACAACGACCGCAUAUCAGGAUGUAAAGCUAAUUCGUUACUAUAAAAAUCUAUGGCUUAAUAGCAAGAUUAUGAAUUGGUCGGCAAACGAGAGAGAUUUUUUGAUCAAGUAUAAUUCCAUCGGUGCUUCAGUAUGUGGUAAAACAACUCUGACUGAUCAAUUCAAUGUUGAUAUCGUAGUAACGGAUUUGAUUGAAACUGCAUUCACUUGUUUCGCACAAUUUGUUAGCAAUAAGCAAUACCAUCAAUCCAAUGCAAGUUUCAAUCUCUUAGAGCGGCAGUGGGUGGUGUUUAUCACUAAGCAGCUUCCUCUAUUGAUUUUGGAAAACGCUUCUAAAAUGCCACAUACAGUGACUAACGCACUAGAAAACAUUGACGAUAAAGUUGUCAAAGCAAUCAAGUCAUAUUAUUCAGACAAGGAGGAUACGAAGAAUCGUAACGAAGAUCUUUUCGACGAUCUUCCUAGUAAUAAUUUAGAUAUUCGGCAUGAUUUCAUCAAGAACCUGAUCAUGCUCAAACUUCAACCACCUAGCAUUUUAAAUGAAUAUCUGAGAGAUGAUCAGGUUGUCGAUAUUAAAUCUUUGCCCGCAAAUGAUUCUGUUAUGAUCAAAAAUGCUCAAGGCGUGAAGGAACUAAUCGAAGAUUUUUCGCAAUUUAUCAAGUCUUCAAUUGACGCGCUUGAAAUUGAGUCUAUUUUUGAUGGCUUGAAUGGCUCUGUUGGAGUGGGUAACAAUAGUAUCAUUCAGAUCCUUCAAAGCUUUGAAAGCUUGGCCCCUACAAAGCAAAAAGAAGCGGCUAAUGUUUUCUAUGAUGUUCUAUAUGAGUCUGCAAGAAAUUUUGACUCAAAAAGGCUAUCGAAAAUUUGUUGCAUAUUAACGUUCAAUCUGGCGCAUUCGCUGACGUCUAUUUUGGCGUUUGUUUCCCCAGUCAAAUUCCUAACCGUAAUUGUGGAAUUUUUAGACGAAAUUUGGGAUGCCAACAUGAGCAAGAUAAACGAGGGACUAAGUGACGAAACUGAUCUGGAAUCCAAUAAUGAGUUUUCUUCUUUUGCUUACGCCCUAGUUUUCGCCAUUCAUGUGUCAAAAACUUACGGCAUUUUCAUCGGAGACGUCCUGUUGUCUAAUGGUCAUGAUAAUCUUCAAGACUCAUUUGUCGCUACCUUUACGACAAAACUAGGGGAUAUAAGCGAUGAGAUAAGAUUAUGCACACCGCAAAACUUUAAUGACCUUCUCAAGACAUGGGUUCGCGAUCUUUUCAUAAAUGGUUCCAUCUCUGACCCUCUCAUGAAAUCUGCAAACGUUAAAGAUCUGGCCGUUCUCAUUCCAUAUAUUUUCAAACAGAGUAUUAUGAGCGUUGAAUUGGGCUCUAUUCGUGAUGUCUCCACACUUAUAGGUGGCUUUGAAUAUUUUUUGCAGCCCUUCUUAAUAGUCGGGCUGAUAGGAAUUGUAUUUUGGUUGGAGCACUAUCUUACAACUCUCAAAAGUGAAGAAAUACCGACAGAGUUACAGCAGUCAAUUUUUGAAAUGUUAAACUCUGUAAUCAAUCCUGCAGCCCUGAAUGAUGAAUCUAAACCACUUCAUGUGUUGAUAUUACGCCUGAACGCCAUCGGUUUGAUAAAAACAUUGAAGUUCUUCAGAACUCAGUCUCAAUCCAACUAUGGUAUAUAUUCAUCUGAUGUACAAGGAGAUCCAAAGCUUGAGACACUAAUUACCUGUUUGGAAAAUAUAUCUUCUGUGGCAAAUUUUUACAAUAUAGAUCAGCGAAUGUUAACCUCAAACGGAGGGUAUUCGCAGAAGCAAUUAGGAUAUUCUCCGUUUUUGAUCACCAACGAUACCCCAAUAAGUUCAAUAAUGACCAAUCAAAUGAAUUCAUUCAGGAACCUUCACAGUAGCACUUAUUUCAACAUGGAUUACUUAUUUGCAUUGACAGAUAUAAUAACUCAUGAAAGGUUCUUGGAGGACCUUUUGCAGUCGCUGAAUGAUAAUCUUGUAACAAGCAACACUUCGAUCUCGAGAACUAAGGGUGUUACUGGAGAAAAAGGACAUGUUUUGGAUUACAUUUUCUAUUUUUUGGUGAUUCACGAUGUGAAGGACUCGCCAUCGAAAAUAAACAUGCUAAGAUACAUGGAAUCCGCAGAGGGUGAUUACGAAACAUUUAUGAAGGAUAAAAAGGAACCAAAAACUGAGUCAGAGUUCAAGCUUGAGCAGCCCACCGAUGAAGAUUUUGACAUGUUAUUUGGAGAAGACACGAGCAUUCAAGGUAAUGAUACGGAUAUCAUUUCUACCGAUAACAAAGAUAAAGAUGCAUCUGUUUUGCCCAAUUUAUUACUUCUUCGAAACUCAUUUGGUGUCAUCUUGCAUAAACUUAAGCUGCAAAAAGAGAGAUCGUACAAAGCAGGCUUCAUCUCAAAAUCCGACCUUAACUGCUUUGAAGAAUACAAUAACAAAUAUAUUGAGCUGCUAAAACGCGCUGUUAUUUAA
This is a messenger RNA of Lachancea fermentati, 3243 nucleotides long. Lineage: Eukaryota; Fungi; Ascomycota; Saccharomycetes; Saccharomycetales; Saccharomycetaceae. The record is from the annotation of a GenBank genome assembly.